UACGACGCGCGGUUACAUUAGACAGCAACAAACAUGGCGUCUUGCCGUGUCAUUUGGGGAAGACUUUUAUCAUCUGCGAGUAGACGUCAAAUUUUACCCCUCACACAUCGUUACAUUUAUUUGACAGUCCAAAAUUCACCUUUCGUUAGGAAGUUUUCUUCAGCAGAGGAAGGAAACAAAGCAGAUUCCCAAGACUUGCAGCUGAGUGACAACUGCGUAAAGCAACUGAAAAAGAUUUUCCCCGAUGACAAAGAAGGAUUUCUUCGUGUAGCAGUUGAGGGAGGUGGCUGUUCAGGGUUUAAGUACACCUUUGAUGUUGAUUCUGAUAUCAGCGAAGAUGAUAGAAUAUUUGAAAGAGAUGGUGCAAAGGUUGUAAUUGAUGAAAUUUCUCUGGAGUACCUGAAAGGUUCCACAGUGGACUAUCAUGAAGAACUCAUUCGCUCAGCUUUUAGAAUUUCACUCAACCCUAAUUCUGAGAAAGGGUGUUCCUGUGGUGCAUCAUUUACCUUCAAACUUUAACAAAACUGAUGUACUGUAUGUUCUCAGGUUAACACCACAAUGUAUAUUUGAUUUGUAACAUUUACAAGGAGGGAUUCCUUCAGAGCGGCAUUUAUUUCAAACUCAUCCUGAUAUAAAUUACGGUAAAUGAUUGGAAUGGAAACAUAACUUAAAACAGAAACAAUUAUUUAGUUGCAAUUUCACACUGUUUUUGUGCAUAUUUCUAUUUCCCAAUAUUGGUGGGUAUGGCACUCUCCUAUGGCUAUCAUUUAUUGAUAACAGUUUGUUACUCCCAUACCAAAUGAGGAGAAAGAGUCUGGUAAAGUAGAAAUCAACUGCUUGAAAGGUAACACUAUAUCCUUAAAUAGCUUAAGUGGCCCCACUGAGAAGGGAAAGACAGCUUUCUGUUUGAGGAUUUUUUAAAGAAGGCCAUAGUUUAUAAAUCAAAUAUAAAAAGAACUCUUUGUUUUUGUAGAACACAUUUUAAAGUACAUCAUUAUUUGGUCAGGUCCCUCUCUUUGAUAAAAAAUAUUAAUGACAACCAAUCAAAACUUAAGUCUUUAUUUUGGAAGGUUAUUUAGACAAGAAGUAAGGAAUUGAAAUUUAAAUUUAGUGACUCAACUGAUGAGGACAAACUGGAAAAAAGUAAAAUAGUAGCUGUAAAGUAAAGUUCCUCUCUUUGGAUUGAAUGGAUUUGAUAGGACAAUGUCAUUCUUGUAACAAUAUUGGAGGGAUAUUGUUGAUAAGAACGAUGCAAGAAGAGAGUUUCAGUGAGUCCACACGUGUUUUUACAAUUGCCGAUUAACAAAGAUAACUUUAUUCCCCAAAGCAAGGUCAUGACGUAAGUGUCACGCAUAACGUAAUACACAUUGUAACAAUUCUCAGAUCUGGGCAUCACCCACUGAUACUGAGAGGGUGGAUCAGUUUUCAAUAGUCAAAGUCUAAACAAGAGAAACCUCAGGAUUUGUACAUUAUUUAUUGAAAUAAGGAUUUUUCUUGCUACACUUGUAUUAGUUUGCCCAGCUAAGCUGGAUUUCCACUGUCACAAACCAACUGUACCUGACUUACAAAUAAAGUUUACAGGAAAACAGGUGUAACAA
Messenger RNA from Stylophora pistillata, 1598 nucleotides. Its product is annotated as iron-sulfur cluster assembly 2 homolog, mitochondrial. Gene Ontology annotation, biological process: iron-sulfur cluster assembly. Gene Ontology annotation, molecular function: 4 iron, 4 sulfur cluster binding; 2 iron, 2 sulfur cluster binding; iron ion binding. The record is from RefSeq and is a predicted model, not a curated record. Lineage: Eukaryota; Metazoa; Cnidaria; Anthozoa; Scleractinia; Pocilloporidae. Gene Ontology annotation, cellular component: mitochondrion.